CCUGAGAUUCUGAGAGAGACGGUGUCACUUCGCUUACCCAAGAAACCAACCGUUUUCACUUUCAGACCUCCUCCCCCUUACACCCCAAUCCCAUCCGUCGGACAGAUCACAUCCGAGGAUCUUUCUCGAUUCUGUCUGUAUUCGGGUUCGCAACGAUCACAGUCAUAAUCGGCAAUGUCGAGCCCUAGACCAGCUCCACAAGUGUUACAUUCACCCCAAGACUCUUGGGACUCCAUGCUUCCGGGCCCUCCGAGCCGCAAUAACUUCGGAUCCUCUGACCUCAGCCCCUCCGGCCUCCUCGCCUUCCCCUCUGGCAGCUCCAUUUCUGUCCUCGACUCUCGCUCUCUCCAGCUUGUUUCUACUCUCCCCCUCCCUGUUCCCUCCACUUCUUCCAAUCCUCUCUCCCCAUUCGUUACCUCCGUCCGCUGGACUCCUCUCCCCCUGCGCCGCGACCUCCUCUCCACUGAACCUUCCUCCUCCCACCUCCUCCUCGCUGCUGCCGACCGUCAAGGUCGCAUCUGUCUUCUCGAUUUCCGUUCCAGAUCUCCGGUCCUCUGGUUCGAAACUGAUCCCGCUUCCAAAUCCGGCGUCCAGGAUCUCUGUUGGGUCCAGGCCCGAUCUGAUUCCUGCCUCCUCGCCGCCAUCAACGGUCCCUCCACUCUCUCCCUCUACAACAUCUCCUCCGGCCGCUGCGUCUUCCGGUAUGAAGCCGCGCCCGAGUUCCUCUCCUGUCUCCGCCGUGAUCCUUUUGAUUCUCGCCACUUCUGCGUACUCGGCCUCAAGGGCUUCCUCUUAUCCGUCAAAGUCCUCGGCGAGACCGAGGAUGAUAUAAUUCUCAGGGAGCAUCAGAUCCCCACUGAUUGCGCCGAAUUGCAGAAAUUGGAGAGAGAUGCCGUCGCCUCCACUAACGGUUCCAAUUCAUCGUCGCCGGCUUCGGCGGUGUUUCCGCUUUACAUGGUCAGGUUCGCGUUCUCGCCGCAGUGGAGGCACAUUGUUUUCGUGUCAUUCCCGAGGGAAUUGGUGGUGUUCGACAUGAAGUACGAGACCGCGCUCUUCACCACUGCGCUGCCUCGUGGCUGCGGCAAGUUUCUUGACGUCUUGCCCGAUCCGAAUAAGGACCUACUUUAUUGUGCUCAUCUUGAUGGGAAGCUCAGUACUUGGCGCCGUAAAGAACGAGAGCAGAUACACAUAAUGUGCUCAAUGGAAGAGUUGAUUCCCUCGAUAGGCACAUCUGUCCCUUCUCCUUCAAUUCUUGCUGUAAUCAUCUGCCAAUCAGAUUCUACCUUCCAAAAUGUUGGCAAGCUCUAUUCUGAUGUACCUCAUUCUUCUUCUCCAGAUGUGGAUUUUGAUACACCUUUUGAUUUUUGUGAUGAACCGCUUCUUGUUUCUAAGACACAUUUAAUCUCCAUUUCUGAUGAUGGAAAAAUUUGGAACUGGCUCUUGACUGCUGAAGGGGCUGAAAGCAUGCAGAAGGACAAUACAAACUUGGGCUUGGUUGCUGAUGUUAGUGAAGCACCAGUUCCAGAGACCAAUGCUAGCAUUGUAGUUUCUUCUACUGGUGGACCUGCGAUGGAAGCAGGUAAGCAACUGAAGUGUUUGGAUGGUAGCAGAAGCGGCCCGUCAAAUUCUACCUUGGAAGAUAUGUCAUUUAAGAUUAGCUUAGUUGGACAGCUUCAGCUUCUUUCUUCGACUGUGACCAUGCUUGCCGUACCUUCCCCUUCUUUAACAGCUACUUUGGCCCGUGGGGGAAACUAUCCUGCUGUAGCUGUUCCACUGGUGGCUUUGGGAACUCAGAUUGGGACAAUUGAUAUCAUUGAUGUUUCUGCCAAUUCUGUUGCUGCAAGUUUUUCUGUUCAUAAUGGAAUGGUUAGAGGAUUACGGUGGCUUGGAAAUUCUAGACUGGUCUCAUUUUCUUACAGUCAGGUGAAUGAAAAAUCCGGAGGCUAUAUCAAUAGGCUUGUUGUUACCUGUACUAGAAGUGGCCUGAAUAAAACUUUUCGGGUUUUACAAAAGCCAGAACGCGCGCCCAUAAGAGCUUUAAGGACUUCUUCAUCUGGAAGAUAUCUUCUAAUUUUGUUUCGUGAUGCGCCUGUAGAGGUUUGGGCAAUGACCAAAACACCCAUCAUGCUUAGAUCAUUAGCUCUCCCCUUUACGGUAGUGGAAUGGACUCUUCCGACAGUUCCACGGCCUUCUCAAACUGGAUCUUCUAGGCAAUCAUCAUCAUUAUCUAGAGAUCGUACAGAUUUGGCAUCAGAUGGGGCAUCUAUGCCAACGCAGAUAUCAUCUUCAGAUUCUAAGGCAGUGAGCUCAGAUGGAUCUCAAGAUGACACUUCUGAAAGUUUUGCAUUUGCGCUGGUAAAUGGUGCACUUGGGGUUUUUGAGGUUCAUGGGCGAAGGAUCCGAGACUUCAGACCAAAAUGGCCUUCUUCCUCAUUUGUGUCAUUUGACGGAUUGAUUACAGCCAUGGCAUACCGCUUGCCUCAUGUAGUCAUGGGGGACAGGUCGGGGAACGUAAGGUGGUGGGAUAUAACAACUGGACAUUCUUCCUCAUUUAAUACCCAUAGAGAAGGAAUCAGGCGAAUCAAAUUCUCACCUGUUAUUGCUGGAGACCAUAGCCGAGGGCGUAUUGCUGUACUAUUUUAUGACAAUACAUUUUCUGUAUUUGAUCUUGAUUCACAGGACCCAUUAGCCAAUUCUCUUUUACAACCUCAAUUUCCUGGAACCCUAGUACUGGAGCUUGACUGGUUGCCUUUGCGAACUGAUAAAAAUGACCCUCUGGUAUUGUGCAUUGCUGGAGCUGAUAGUAGUUUUCGCCUUGUUGAAGUUCAUACAAACGACAAAAAACUUGGCUAUGGACCCCAGUCCAGAAAUAUUAAAGAGAGAUUCCGGCCAAUGCCCCUAUGUUCUCCCAUUCUACUUCCUACACCACAUGCCCUGGCUCUGCGAAUGGUAUUGCAAUUGGGUGUAAGGCCCUCAUGGUUUAAUACAUGCAGUACAACUCUAGAGAAAAGGCCACACCUAAUUCCAGGGACUGCUUUAUACUCGGGAGAUCUUCGCAAUUACAUGAUUGAGUUACCUCCUGUUGGUGACUCUGUGGUGCCAGAGAUGCUCCUAAAAAUAUUAGAACCUUACCGAAAAGAAGGCUGCAUACUUGAUGAUGAGAGGGCAAAAUUAUAUGCUAAGGUGGUGAAUAAAGGUUGCUCUGUGAGGCUUGCGUUUGCAGCUGCAAUAUUUGGUGAAUCUUCCGAAGCAUUUUUCUGGCUGCAGUUGCCCCAUGCUCUCAAGUAUUUGAUAAAUAAAUUAGUAAAUAAGUCUCCACAGAACCCCCAUGUAGCAGCAUCAAAUUCUGAGCUCGAUGACACCGCUAUACUGAAGAGGAUAACAUCAAAGGAGCGAUCGAUGCCUGGAACAAGGAAGAAGGAUGCGCUUAGUCACGGUCAACUUAGGUUGAUGGCUUUUGAGCAAGAAGAGCUGUGGGAAACUGCUAAUGAGCGUAUUACAUGGCAUGAGAAAUUAGAGGGAGAAGAGGCUAUUCAGAAUCGUGUACAUGAGCUUGUCUCAGUUGGAAACUUAGAAGCUGCAGUUAGUUUAUUGCUUUCCACUCCUCCUGAGAGCUCUUACUUCUAUGCAAAUGCUCUACGUGCAGUUGCCCUUUCAUCUGCUGUGUCAAGGUCUCUUCUUGAACUGGCAGUUAAGGUUGUUGCAGCCAACAUGGUCAGGACUGAUAGGUCACUAUCUGGUACUCAUCUUCUCUGUGCUGUCGGAAGGUAUCAGGAAGCUUGUUCUCAGCUACAAGAUGCUGGCUGCUGGACAGAUGCUGCAACUUUAGCUGCUACACAUUUAAAGGGGUCUGAUUAUUCAAGGGUGUUACAAAGGUGGGCUGGGCAUGUUCUUCAUGCUGAACACAACAUUUGGAGGGCUUUGAUUUUGUAUGUUGCAGCUGGUGCACUUCAAGAGGUAUUGGUAGCACUUCGUGAGGCACAACAACCAGACACAGCUGCCAUGUUCAUCCUUGCUUGUCGUGAAAUCCAUGAAGAAAUAAUUGCUAAUCUAGUGAAUUCAGAUGAUGACUCAAGUUCUUUGACGAAGGAUAAGCUGCGUCACUUGCCCGGUUUGGACCCAGAUAAUGAAGAUGUUAUUGCAGUAGGUGAAUUUUAUGGGGAAUACCAGAGAAAAUUGGUGCAUCUGUGCAUGGACUCUCAACCAUUCUCUGAUUGAUAGGACUAGGCUUGGUUAUCUGCCUCCAAGUUUCUCAUCCAUACAAUUGUGUCUACAGAGAAAACUGGAAAAUGUGUUGCCAGAUGGAUUCGGAAUCAAAAAGAUGACUUUGGGUUUGAAAGAAGGUAGUUGGCAGUGAUGAUAUGGAGCCAACUUGAGAGGGGAUUUACCAGUCAUUAUAGAAACCGUCUAUGGUUGAAUACUGAAAUUUAGCUGACUGGCUCCUGUCGAAGUUGUUUGUUGUAGGCAUCACGGUGAGGUUGAUUGUAUUGUUGUAACUGACAUAAAAUUUUGUCAGCAAAGAAUGUUCACAUUCGUUGUAUGGAUGGUAGGAUUGUCAUAGUGAUGUCAUUCAUUUUUCUUUACAGAGAAUUUCAAUGUUAUUACUUGAUUUUGAACAA
Juglans microcarpa x Juglans regia is the source of this 4619-nucleotide messenger RNA. RefSeq names its product WD repeat-containing protein 11-like. The record is from RefSeq and is a predicted model, not a curated record. Gene Ontology annotation, cellular component: cytoplasm. NCBI's taxonomy places the organism in Eukaryota, Viridiplantae, Streptophyta, Magnoliopsida, Fagales, Juglandaceae. Gene Ontology annotation, molecular function: protein binding.